GUUCCAGAAGAAGACGACUUCACUCUAUUUGAAUCAAUGACCUGGCGCCUUGAGCAUCCAUCCUGUGCCUGGCACCGUGCCUGGAGCUGGGGCUGCACCAGGAGCACAGACACGACGGACGUGGUCCUCACUGAUCAAACAAGACGGUCGUCUGUAGACAGGCUAUGAUCACCAUGGUGCCUGUGUUGCUGAUUCUUUCGGGGGCUGUGGCAAUAUUGCAAGCAGAAUUAUUGCCUGCUGAAAAGUUUUUACUUCUUCCACCUGUCAAUUUCACCAUCAAAGUUACUGGUUUGGCUCAAGUUCUUUUACAUUGGGAACCGAAUCCUGAUCAAAAGCCAAGAAACGUUAAUCUAGAGUAUCACGUGAAAAUAAAUGCCCCACAGGAUGAUGAUUAUGAAACCAGAAACACCGAAAGCAAAUGUGUCACCAUCCUCCACAGAGGCUUCUCGGCGAGCGUGCAGACCAUCCUGUGGCACGGCCCCUCGCUCCUCGCCAGCAGCUGGGUUUCUGCUGAGCUCAAAGCACCACCGGGGUCCCCUGGAACCUCCGUUGUGAAUUUGACUUGUACCACGAACACGGCAGCCGACAACGGCUCGAGCUUGUGGCCGUACCAAGUGUCUCUUCGCUGCACCUGGCUCGUUGGCCAGGACGCCCCUGAGGACACGCAGUAUUUUCUCUAUUACAGGUAUGGCUCUCGGACCGAAGAAUGCCAAGAAUACAGCAAGGACGCACUGAAGAGAAACAUCGCGUGCUGGUUUCCAAGGACUUUUAUCCAGGGCAAAGGGCGAGACUGGCUUGCGGUCCACGUGAAUGGCUCAAGCAAGCACGCCGCGAUCGAGCCCUUUGAUCAGCUCUUCGCUCUUCACGCCAUUGACCAAGUAAAUCCUCCACUGAACGUCACGGCUGAGAUUGAAGGAACCCAUCUCUCCAUCCAGUGGGAGAAACCAGUUUCUGCCUUCCCAACCCACUGCUUUGAUUACGAAGUGAAAAUAUACAACAUAAGGAAGGGUUAUUUUCAGACAGAGAAAGUGACGACCAGGGCAUUCGUCUCAAUCGUUGACGACGCCUCCAAGUACUGCGUUCAAGUGAGGGCGGCCGUGAGCGCCACGUGCAGAGCGGCGGGGACCUGGAGCCGCUGGAGCCGUCCCCUCUACGUGGGAACUGAUGAGCAGAAGCCCCUGGCAAGAUGGUUUCUCGUCGUGCUUAUGGCAGCCGCCUGUUUCCUCUUGCUAACGUCCUCGCUGCUCUGCAGGGGGUGUCGUUUAUGGUCCAGGUUGUUUCCACCGGUUCCAGCACCGAAAAGUAACAUCCAAGAUUUCUUGGUAACCACUAACCAUGAGAAAGCUGGGUCCACGGAGACGGAGACCGAAGUCGUGAGUUACGUGGAGGAGGCUGCGUUUGAGACGCUGGAAGAUUCUGUGUUUUGACUGUCACCGCGGCGUUCUCAGAGGGGCUCACAGGAGCAGGCCCCCGUGCGCAGAAGAUCAGGGGCCGCUGCUUCCCGGCUCAGAGGCGUGCAGAAUUUACUGAGUCCUCAGUUUAGCUGCAAGGCAAUGGGGGCAUCAGGAAACACUGGUCUUGUAGCUCUUUUGAUGAGACAUGAGUCACCAAAGAGUCCUCCCAGCGUGGAGGCGGGCUCGUCUGGGCAUUCCACCGCGUCUGUGGUCACCUCGCGGGGUAGCGCCUCCCCGCCUGCCGGUCUCUGCGCUUUGCGCAGCCUACCUCAAACUUUUUUGCACGAGAGACGGUGUCUAAGACUGAUACCCAACUACGUUUACUUCUGGCAGUGCCAGAGUGGCUGCUGAAGCUGCCAACGGCGGCACUCAGCUGAAAUCUCAGGAAGGAAGCAGUCUGCACCCGCCUAGGGUGAUCGUGAACUUGGAUUCAAGACUGCCUUUCCCAUGGCAGAGGGGAGCCACAGUUUCAUGGUGCCUUUCUUUUUUUCUUUUCCUGGGUUCUAGAAUACUUUUCUUUCAAGUAGUGUAUGUAUAUGAGAGAGAGAGAGAGAGAGAGAGAGAGAGAGAGAGAGAGAGAAGAGGAAAAGG
This is a messenger RNA of Microcebus murinus (gray mouse lemur), 2045 nucleotides long. RefSeq names its product interleukin 5 receptor subunit alpha (gene IL5RA). Lineage: Eukaryota; Metazoa; Chordata; Mammalia; Primates; Cheirogaleidae. Gene Ontology annotation, molecular function: protein binding; cytokine receptor activity. Gene Ontology annotation, biological process: cytokine-mediated signaling pathway. The record is from RefSeq and is a predicted model, not a curated record. Gene Ontology annotation, cellular component: external side of plasma membrane; membrane.